This is a messenger RNA of Oncorhynchus masou masou (cherry salmon), 4232 nucleotides long. RefSeq names its product cell surface glycoprotein 1-like. Gene Ontology annotation, cellular component: plasma membrane; cytoplasm. Gene Ontology annotation, biological process: leukocyte tethering or rolling. The record is from RefSeq and is a predicted model, not a curated record. Lineage: Eukaryota; Metazoa; Chordata; Actinopteri; Salmoniformes; Salmonidae. Bases 282 to 2579 code for a protein of 765 amino acids. The transcript has 10 exons. Gene Ontology annotation, molecular function: protein binding.
GAGAAACGAGCUGCUGGAGAUGUAAACAGAUUCCGCUGUCAUUCAUUCAAACCACGCGAGCUGAUAUGAUGGAUAUUCUUAGCUCCUCUGUGUGAAAAAUGUUAUGACAGGAUACAUCACCCUAGUCAUACUCUGUCUUUCGAGAAUGGUCGUUGUUUACGGUCUCAGUUUUUCACAUGCCAGUAAUCCGGUUAGAAGAGAUGUAUUUUUAUAGCUGUCCACGGCUGCUAGACAACUAGCCUAGCUCGUUGCGCCGUAGGAGAGCGGCCGACCUUGACCAGAUGGAUAUCACGAGGCUCGCUGUGGACGCGGGCGCGUUUAUCAACCGAGCUGUUCAGUAUACGGAGGAAGCUCUGGGACAGGCUGAGAAGACAGAGUUGGACAGCCGGUUGGGGAGUCUCCUGGACAGAGCAGAGUCCACUAAGACCUGGACUGACAAAAUCAUCUCACAGACGGAGACUUUAUUGCAGCCUAACCCUGGAGCUCGUUUCGAGGACUUGUUGUAUAAGGGUCUGGAUUGGAGCGCCCCUGAGAGGCCAACCCCCCACGAGCUGCUGAGUGAAAACAUGAUGGACGCUGCUCUGGAACUGGGGAGACACACACCCUAUGGUAGUACUCUGAUUAAGUGUGGGGAGUUGGAGAGGCAGAUCGGGUUGGCGAACAAGAAGCUGAUCCAGAGUACAGACAUCAACUUCCUGUCUCCUCUACGGAGGUUUACUGACCAGGAAUACACAGUCAUACAGAAUGAGCGCAGGCAGCUGGUGAAUAAGCGGUUAGAUCUGGACAUUGCGAAGGCCAGACUGAGAAAGGCACAGGAAGCAGACAGCGAGGCCCGGGGUCUAAAUGCUAACCCAUUAGGAGAGGAGUAUGUAGCUCAUGUCUCCUACAUGUUCAGCUUCCUACGCGUCAGAUGGCUGAAGAUGUGGGCCCAGGAAGUCUCUCAGGCAGAGAUGGAGCUGAGGAUCUCUCAGUGUGUGUUUGACCGACAGUCAGAGAUCACCAGACUACUGCUGGAGGGAAUCAACACUACACAUGCUGCCCAUUUGAGAAGCCUGUCUGACUUUGUAGAAGCCCAGGGUAGCUACUACGCUCAGUGUUACCAGCUCACACAGGACCUACACACCCAACUGGCCUGUGCUCCCCCUCUGAUCUGCUACAAUAACAACUGGCACUUAGAAACUAACCAACCCUCAACAGGUAACCUGCCCUUAGCAACCAUUCAGCCCCUAGCAACCAGUGACUCUGCAACAACCAACCAGGCAACUAGCCAACCUUUAGCAACCACCCAACCCUUAGCAACAUGUGAGUCUUCGACAACCAUCCAGGCAACUAGCCAACCCCUAUCAACCAACCAGGCAAACAGCCAACCCUUAGCAACCAACCAGACAGCCAAUGAGUCCUCAAAAACCAACAAGUCCUCGACAACCAAUAAGUCCUUGACAAACAACCAGACAAGCAGACAACUCUUAGCAACCACUGGAUCCUCUACAACCAACCAGGCUUUGUCAAUCAUCCAGACAAACAGCCAAGCCCUACAAACCAACCAGGCAACCAGCCAACCCCUACAAACCAACCAGGCAACCAGCCAACCCCUACAAACCAACCAGGCAACCAGCCAACCCCUACAAACCAACCAGGCAAUCAGCCAACCCCUAAAAACCAACCAGGCAACCAGCCAACCCCUACAAACCAACCAGGCAACCAGCCAACCCCUACAAACCAACCAGGAAACCAGCCAACCCCUACAAACCAACCAGGCAAUCAGCCAACCCCUACAAACCAACCAGGCAACCAGCCAACCCCUACAAACCAACCAGGCAACCAGCCAACCCCUACAAACCAACCAGGAAACCAGCCAACCCCUACAAACCAACCAGGCAACCAGCCAAACCCUACAAACCAACCAGGCAACCAGCCAACCCCUACAAACCAACCAGGAAACCAGCCAACCCCUACAAACCAACCAGGCAAUCAGCCAACCCCUACAAACCAACCAGGCAACCAGCCAACCCCUACAAACCAACCAGGCAACCAGCCAACCUCUGCAAACCAACCAGGCAACCAGCCAACCCCGGCAAACCAACCAGGCAACCAGCCAACCUCUAGGAACCAACCAGGCAACCAGCCAACCUCUACAAACCAACCAGGAACCCAGACAACCCCUACAAAUCAACCCUGACAACCAGCCAACCUCUAGGAACCAACCAGGCAACCAGCCAACCCCUACAAACCAACCAGGCAACCAGCCAACCUCUACAAACCAACCAGGCAACAAACCAACCUCUAGGAACCAACCAGGCAAACAGCCAACCUCUACAAACCAACCAGGCAACCAGACAACCCCUACAAACCAACCCGGCAACCAGCCAACCUCUAGGAACCAACCAGGCAACCAGCCAACCCCGACAAACCAACCAGGCAACCAGCCAACCCCUACAAACCAACCAGGCAACCAGCCAACCUCUACAAACCAACCAGGCAACCAGACAACCCCUACAAACCAACCCGGCAACCAGCCAACCUCUAGGAACCAACCAGGCAACCAGCCAAUCCCUACAAACCAUCCAGGCAACCAAUGAGUCCCCAACAACCAAUGUGUUCUCAACAACUAAUGAGUCCUCGACCACCAACCAGGUAACUAACCAGCUCUCGACAAACAACCAGGCAACCAGACAACCCCUACAAACCAACCAGGCAACCAAUGAGUCCCCAACAACCAAUGUGUCCUCAUCAACCAACCAGGCAACAAACCAACCCUUGAAAACCAACCAGGAACUCAUCGAACCCUUAGCAACCAAUGAGUCAUCAACCACCAAUCAACCCAUACAAACCAACCGGGCAACAGACAGCCCUUGACAAGCAACCAGGAAACUGGUGCACUUAUGUGGCUAUAUUGAAGCAACAUCUCAACACAUCAGUCAGGAUGUUAAAGCUUGGUCGCAAAUGGGUCUUCCAAAUGGACAAUGACCCCAAGCAUAUGUCCAAGGUUAUAGCAAAAUGGCUUAAGGACAACAAAGUCAAGGUGUUGGAGUGGCCAUCACAAAGCCCUGACCUCAAUCCCAUAGAAUUUGUGGGGAGAACUGAAAAAGCAUGUGCGAACAAGGAGGCCUACAAACCUGAUUCAGUUACACCAGCUCUGUCAGGAGGAAUGGGCCAAAAUUCACCCAACUUAUUGUGGGAAGCUUGUGGAAGGCUACCCGAAAUGUUUGACCCAAGUUAAACAAUUUAAAGGCAAUGCUACCAAAUAUUAAUGUAAACUUCUGACCCACUGGAAAUCAUUUUAUUUCUUUCUGAAAAGAAAUAAAAGCUGAAACAAAUCAGCUACUAUUAUUCUGACAUUUCACAUUCUUAAAAUAAAGUGGUGAUCCUAACUGACCUUAGACAGGGAUUUUUUACUAGGAUUAAAUGUCAGGAAUUGUGAAAAACUGAGUUUAAAAGUAUUUGGCUGUGGAUGUAAACUAAAUGUGUAUGUAAACUUCCAACUUCAACUGUAUCUAUUGGAGCAUCCAUGUACUCUUUAAGUGAGUUAUGUAUCCAGGCCUAAAUGUAUGUAUAUGGUGGUGAUCUAUGUGGAGGUUAUCUAGAUGUAUAUGCAUGUAGGUUACAGUAUAUGCUGGUAUAGAUCUAUAUGGUUGGUAUAGAUGGUCUAUUUAGAGACGUAGAAAUGGAGUAACAAUGACAGCUGUGUUUACAUGAUGUAUUGUGUCGUCUGAAAACCGCUUGUGUGAUCAAGAGAGAUGACAUUUUGUUGCAUAUGGAAUAUGUGUGUGUGUGUGUGUGUGUGUGUGUGUGUGUGUGUGUGUGUGUGUGUGUGUGUGUGUGUGUGACCCUUCUCCUCUAUAGGGUGAGGUAAUUUUCCAUACGGCAACAUGUCAUGCUUAUUCCAUAGUAUUAAACGUACACACACACUUACAGCCUUGAAUAUAGUCCCACCAGGCUAAACCGUGUACAUGUUUCCGUCUACAGAUGUUUUCAAUUGACCCUGCCUGAGAGGGCAGCUAUAUAUACACACACGCGCGCACGACAGCUCCACCUCGAUCUGCUGGUGCUGAGGUCUACGUGGUUACUCUGGGUUACUGGGACACAGAACACACACACAUUAACUAUUGAGGUUUGACUUCCAUGUCUCUGAACCUGUCAGGGUUGUUUCAGUGACAUUAUGUUUUAUUAUUAACGCUGACCAUAUUAGAUCAUCUGGAAUUAUUUAGAAUCACAUUAAACUGAUAAUGAGG